Messenger RNA from Pistacia vera, 1822 nucleotides. RefSeq lists its product as uncharacterized. The record is from RefSeq and is a predicted model, not a curated record. The transcript is spliced from 8 exons. The coding region runs from base 222 to 1673 and encodes 483 amino acids. Gene Ontology annotation, molecular function: protein binding. NCBI's taxonomy places the organism in Eukaryota, Viridiplantae, Streptophyta, Magnoliopsida, Sapindales, Anacardiaceae.
GCAACUAUUUGAAAACAAAUCGGACGAGGACGAACACACUGUCAAAAUCAAAUAUCAAAACUCAAAAAUAAAAGUGAGGCUGGAAGAAAACCUUCUCCCCUCCCGGUCUCGCUUCAUAAGAGUAAGUGAUACUUGAUCACUUGAUUUCUACUUGAAUAUGAAAUCUAGUGUUAAAGAGGAAGCUCAAUUUUGUUGAAGGAAGUAAAGGAGUGUUUACAGCGAUGGAAGGCGGGGGAGGGGGGAGGAGGAUAACCGUGAGCCCAAGACCUUGCAGUGGAAGAAGAGUGGUAGCAAAGAAACGAGGUCGUGGUUGGGCUGGGUUUGAUGGCUUCGUUAACAGCGUUAAGAAACUUCAGAGACGCGAAAUCAGUUCCAAACGUGACCGUGCUUUCACCAUGACUGACGCCCAGGAGAGAUUUCGCAACAUCCGUUUACAGGAAGAAUAUGAUACACAUGAUCCGAAAGGCCAUUGUUCUAUGGUACUGCCGUUUCUGAGAAAGAGGUCAAAGAUUAUUGAGAUUGUGGCAGCACGUGACAUUGUUUUUGCUCUUGCACAAUCUGGUGUUUGUGCAGCAUUUAGCCGAGAGACAAACCAAAGGAUAUGCUUUCUGAAUGUCACUGCAGAUGAAGUUAUAAGAAGCUUGUUUUAUAAUAAGAACAAUGACUCACUUAUUACAGUUUCAGUUUGUGCUUCGGACAAUUUCAGUUCUUUAAAAUGCAGAAGCACAAGAAUAGAAUACAUACGGAGAGGUAAACCAGAUGCUGGUUUUGCUCUUUUUGAAUCUGAGUCAUUGAAGUGGCCUGGUUUUGUAGAGUUUGAUGAUGUAAAUGGGAAAGUACUCACUUAUUCUGCACAGGACAGUAUAUACAAGGUGUUUGACCUGAAAAAUUAUACGAUGUUAUACUCCAUAUCAGAUAAGAAUGUACAAGAGAUUAAGAUCAGCCCAGGGACCAUGUUGUUAAUUUUCACUAAAGCUAGUGGCCAUGUUCCUCUUAAGAUUCUAUCAAUAGAGGAUGGUACUGUUCUCAAAUCUUUUAACCAUCUUCUUCAUCGAAAUAAGAAGGUGGAUUUCAUUGAACAGUUCAACGAAAAGCUUCUUGUUAAGCAAGAAAAUGAGAAUCUCCAGAUUCUUGAUGUCCGAAAUUUUGAGCUAACAGAAGUUAGCAGAACUGAAUUUAUGACGCCAUCGGCAUUUAUAUUUCUAUAUGAGAAUCAGCUAUUCCUGACCUUUAGAAACCGAACUGUGGCUGUUUGGAACUUCCGUGGGGAGCUUGUAACUUCGUUUGAGGAUCAUCUUUUGUGGCAUCCUGAUUGCAACACAAACAACAUUUAUAUAACAAGUGAUCAGGAUCUCAUAAUCUCUUAUUGCAAGGCUGACUCUGAUGAUCCAUUAUCGGAAGGAAAUGGGUCCAUCAAUAUCAGCAAUAUCUUGACUGGGAAAUGCCUUGCUAAAAUAAGAGCAAGCAACAGCUUCCCUGUGGAAAAUAAAUGCAUUUUCAAUGGUGAUUGUAGCAGUGGAAGUUGCAAUGUGAAGAAGCAGGUCUAUUCAUCCAGAAUUAGGAGCACGGUUGCAGAAGCAUUGGAAGAUAUUACCGCCCUCUUCUACGAUGAAGAGCGCAAUGAGAUUUAUACAGGCAAUAGGCAUGGACUAGUUCAUGUAUGGUCUAACUGAGUUUGAAUUUGCUUUUAUUUUGAUAAGAUGCAUAAUCGUUCGUCUAAAGGGUUCAAUUGAUUGUGCUUCCUGCUGUAAGAAUGUCCUGUAACUGUAGCAUUAAACGCUCGUGUAUCAUUUAAUUUUUUCUAACUUGUUCAUUUGAACAA